AUGGAACCAGCCUGGAAGAAACUCGGGUUAAAAGUCCUGGAAUCCCAAGAUGAAGGUAUCAAACAUAUCGAUAGUCAUACCACCAAGAAACGUCCAGCACCCACCAACAAAGGCCCUAAACCUCCUAAAAGAGUGAAACUUCCUAAAGAUCAAAAACCUCCACCGCCUAUUAACGAUGGAUGGACCUAUGUAAAGCAAUUCUACCACAAAGAUAACUGGAAAUUCUCCAAACAGAAACAGAACUGGGUAUUGAAGAACAUGAAGCUGUGCCCUGAAGAGUACCAGGAGUAUUUAGUGGAGUAUGUUAGUACCAUUCAAGGAGGAGGUAGAGACAGAUUAGUGAAGGAGUUUGAAGAAGUAGUAAGGAAGUGGGACCAGAUGAUGAAGGAGGUCGAGGAAAGGAUGGAGAAGAAGUUAAAGGGGGAGGAAGUUGAGGGAGAGGUCGAGGAGAUGGACCAGACGUAUGUUGAGUUGGUGAAGAGGGUGCUCAUCAAGAUGGGUGUUAGAAGUGAAGGUGAUAGCCUGAAGGAAGCUGACGAGUCUGAGGAAGUUAGUGAGACCAAGGAGGCCAGCCAGACCAAGGAAGUCAGUAAGGCUGCCGCUGAUAAGAAGAAAGAUAGCGCUAAAGCCAGUAAGGCUAAAGAUAGCUCAGAAAGUGAUAGCUCAGAAAGUGAUAGCUCAGAUAGCGAUAGCUCAGAUAGUGAUAGCUCAGACAGUGAUAGUGGUAGUGACAGUGAUGAAAGUACCAGCGAUAGUGACAGCGACAGUGACAGUGACAGUGAUAGCGAUAGUGACAGUGAUAGCGACAGUGACAGUGAUAGCGACAGUUCCAGCUCCAGCUCCAGUUCCAGCGACACCUCUGGCACUACUCGCGCGACUUCUCGAAUCGUCGACACCAUCAACAUAUGA
This is a messenger RNA of Yamadazyma jaroonii, 909 nucleotides long. The record is from the annotation of a GenBank genome assembly. Lineage: Eukaryota; Fungi; Ascomycota; Pichiomycetes; Serinales; Debaryomycetaceae.